This is a messenger RNA of Entrophospora sp. SA101, 132 nucleotides long. The record is from the annotation of a GenBank genome assembly. Lineage: Eukaryota; Fungi; Glomeromycota; Glomeromycetes; Entrophosporales; Entrophosporaceae.
GAGGGCAAGCUUAUUCAAAAACAUAUUAAAAGCCAUAAUAAUAGUCUAAGUUAUGGGGACUCUUCAGAAAUAGAUAAGAUUUUAGGUGAACAAUUAAAUGAAAUUGAUGCUGAUUUUAUUGAUCAAAAUUGA